Messenger RNA from Malaclemys terrapin pileata, 5036 nucleotides. It is a transcript of the gene PHF20L1, whose product is annotated as PHD finger protein 20 like 1. Gene Ontology annotation, cellular component: NSL complex. NCBI's taxonomy places the organism in Eukaryota, Metazoa, Chordata, Testudines, Emydidae. The transcript has 22 exons. Gene Ontology annotation, biological process: regulation of transcription by RNA polymerase II. The coding region runs from base 221 to 3481 and encodes 1086 amino acids. The record is from RefSeq and is a predicted model, not a curated record.
GCAGGCAGAGGGGGACUAUGGGGCUCUGAGGGAGGUGCACCCCGCCGCACCGAGCUGCUCACCCACCGUCCCCGGUCGGAGCGGGAGGCGCCGCGGCGUGCGCAGCCGGCUGGGCUUGCGGCUCGGGCUCCGGGCCGGGCUCGGGGCCGCGACAGGCCCAGCUGCUGUCCCGAGAGGCGGAGAAGGCGUAGGGGGAAAAAAGAAAAUAGAAGUUAUCAAGAUGAGUAAAAAGCCUCCAAGUCGUCCAGGGAUCACGUUCGAGAUUGGUGCUCGUUUGGAAGCACUGGACUACUUACAGAAAUGGUAUCCAUCUCGCAUUGAGAAAAUAGAUUAUGAAGAGGGGAAGAUGUUGGUCCAUUUUGAACGUUGGAGUCAUCGCUAUGAUGAGUGGAUUUAUUGGGACAGCAAUAGAUUACGACCCCUGGAAAGACCAGCACUAAGGAAAGAAGGGCUAAAAGAUGAUGAUGAAUUUGUUGAUUUUAAACCUGGAGAAGAGGUGCUAGCUCGUUGGACAGACUGUCGAUAUUAUCCUGCUAAGAUUGAAGCAAUUAAUAAGGAGGGAACCUUCACAGUACAGUUCUAUGAUGGAGUUAUUCGAUGCCUAAAAAGGAUGCAUAUCAAAUCUAUGCCUGAGGAUGCCAAAGGGCAGGCGCGCGAGAGGGAGCAGAUAGCGCCGGAGCUGAGAUUAGUGACGGAAAUCGAACCAAAAGAAGAUUGGAUAGCUUUGGUCAAAGCUGCUGCAGCAGCAGCCAAGAACAAAGCAGGAAGUAAACCUCGGACCAGUGCAAACAGCAAUAAAGAUAAAGAGGAGAGAAAAUGGUUUAAAGUACCUUCAAAGAAGGAAGAAACCUCAACCUCUACAAUCAUACAGGAAGUCCAGAAAAAGGAAGAGGAGCCUACAUCUAGUGAAACGUUCGUAGGAUUCCCAGUAGUGGACAUUCCUAAGAUGGCAUUUGUGCGGGCAGAGAGCACAUUAUCGCACAAGAGGAAAAGUAAUCUAGGCAACUCAUUUCAGGCAAAGAGAGCUCGUCUUAACAAGAUCACUGGUUUGUUGGCAUCCAAAGCUGUUGUUGUGGAUGGUGCUGAAAAAAAGGAAGGCAACAAAGAAACAGCUCCAGUCCUGGAGCAGGAGAUUUCACCUAAACCUCAAAGUCAGAAAAAAAAUGAAGCUGAUAUUAGCAGUUCUACCAACACUCAGAAACCUGCACUGUUAUCCUCAACUUUGUCUUCAGGAAAGGCUCGCAGCAAGAAAUGCAAACAAGAAUCUGGAGAUUCUUCUGGGUGUAUAAAGCCCCCUAAAUCACCACUUUCCCCAGAGUUAAUACAAGUCGAGGAUUUGACGCUGGUCUCUCAGCUUCCUUCUUCUGUGAUAAAUAAAACUAGUCCGUCACAGCCAGUGAAUCCCCCUAGAUCCUACAAAUAUAGCCAGAGGAGAAGAAGAUCACAGCGUUUAGCCACUUGCUCGUUGCCUGAUGAGUCUAUACAAAAAGUUCCUUCUCCCUCUUCAGUCACUGAUGGAAAAGUGUUCUCCAUCAGUGCUCAAAAUCAACAGCCAUCAAUAUCAGAGGUACCUGAUGUUGCUCAUAUGUCACUUGAGAAGCGUGGACCAUGUCUCCCUCUUGACUUAAGCCGUAGUUUGGAAGUUACAGCGCCAUUAUCCACAGAAUCCACUUUCCGUAAUGAGUACCCCAGUAAAGAAAAGGAAGAUACUCAGAUGAUUACAUAUCAUUCUUCCAAAGCAGUAACUGAUGGAAGAGUAGCUACAACAGCGUCAGCACUCUCGUCCCAUGUACAUGCCUUACAUCUGGAAAUGCCUUUAACCAAUAGUCUAAAGUUACCCAAAGGGAAUAGUAAAAAAAAGAGGUCUUCCACGUCAGUCAGCUCUGAAGGGACAGAGAUACAGUUCUCUGUGCCUGUAAAGGAGAAAUGUUUUGAGAAUCUGCAGGAGAAAAUGUUAAAGAAGGUCAUUGAGAAGGACAAGCAUUCAGAAGUUGGUAUAUUGAAAACUGAAAAAAAAGUGAAAUUGGAAGAGAAAAGCUCAUCAUCAUUUGGUAAAAAGAAGGAGAAAGAGAAAGAGAAAAAAGAGAAAAAGGAAAAAGAUCAUAAAUCAAAACAGAAGAAGAAGAAGAAAAAGAAGAAGAAAUCUAAACAGCAUGAUUAUUCGGAUUAUGAAGAUAGUUCUCUUGAGUUUUUGGAAAGGUGUUCCUCUCCACUCACACGUUCUUCUGGGAGCUCUCUGACUCUGCGAAGCAUGUUUACAGAGAAGAACACUUCAUACCAGUAUCCAAGAGCCAUUCUGUCUGUUGACCUGAGUGGAGAAAACCUCUCGGAUGUGGAGUUCUUAGAUGAUUCCUCCACGGAAAGCUUAUUACUGAGUGGUGAUGAAUACAAUCAGGACUUUGAUUCAACCAAUUUUGAAGAAUCUCAGGAUGAAGAGGAUGCUCUCAAUGAAAUUGUUAGAUGCAUCUGUGAAAUGGAUGAGGAAAAUGGCUUCAUGAUUCAGUGUGAAGAAUGCCUGUGCUGGCAACAUAGUGUAUGUAUGGGAUUAUUAGAGGACAGCAUUCCAGAGCAGUACAUCUGUUACAUCUGCAGGGACCCACCAGGUCAGAGAUGGAGUGCCAAAUAUCUUUACGAUAAGGACUGGUUAAACAAUGGGCAUAUGUGUGGAUUAUCAUUUUUAAAAGAAAACUACUCGCACCUUAAUGCCAAAAAGAUAGUGUCAACACACCACUUGCUGGCUGAUGUGUAUGGCGUAACUGAAAUUCUACAUGGACUGCAGCUGAAGAUUGGGAUACUAAAAAAUACACAUCAUCCUGAUCUUCAUCUUUGGGCUUGCUCAGGGGUGCGAAAAGAGCAAGAGCAAGUGACAUUUGGGGUAGAAAAGAAAAUAGUGACUUUGCCAGAUACUGUUAAUCCAUCUGAAAGGACAUGUCACAAUCAAAGCCAUAAAGAACCACCCCCUAGUUUACCGCAGAAGAUGGAAGAAACGUAUAUUACAAGCGAGCACAGUUACCAGAAACCACAGAGUUUUGGUCAGGACUGCAAAUCAGUUACUGACCCCGUGAGCUCAGAUGAUGAAGAUAUGAGUAGUUUUGAGGAAGAUCAGGAAUUUUGUUCAGAUGAUAAAAACUGUUCACAAUAUUCUUUAAAAGAAGAUGGCAUGAGUGAGCAGAAGAACACUGCUGAAGGGAAUGUGGUGUGUGCCUGUAAUGAAAAAAAAGGAUCAGAAGAACAAGUGGAUUCACAUCUUCAAUGGCAGCUAAAUCUCCUGACCCACAUAGAGAAUGUACAGAAUGAAGUCACCAGCAGAAUGGACCUUAUUGAAAAGGAAGUUGAUGUUUUAGAAAGCUGGCUUGACUUCACUGGAGAGCUGGAACCUCCAGAUCCUCUUGCAAGACUGCCUCAACUCAAGCGACGUAUCAAACAGCUCUUAAUUGACAUGGGGAAAGUACAACAAAUAGCCACGCUGUGCUCUGUAUGACAAAAGGAAGAAUAAAGGAAUAAAAAUAGGCUCUCUACAGUGAAUUUUCUUAUUCGCCACAAGACUGGCAGGAGGACAGCAAAAAGCUGGAUAUUUGUCUGGUUCUGUGCCGAUUACAUUUUUAGCCUGACGCUUUGGAGAAAGGAAAGGAAAUCUAGAUUAAGGAAAUUAACACUGAAAAGCUAAAUACGCUAUGUUCAAGAUGCAAAUUACAAUAUGUCACCUAUUGAGGAACAUUGAAAUGGCAGAAUUUCUCCUUCAGGUCAUACAAGAAAGUUCAAGAAAUCUCUGUAAUGGAAAAUACUAUAAUUUUAUAGUCAGUAGCAGAAAGAGCCAAAGUCAGUGGGAAAAACAUACAUCCAUAAUUUUUUUUUUCUCCCAUUGCUAGUGAAAAUACAGACACAGAGAGAUCCAUAGCCUCUCUACAGUUGGUCCACCCCCAAAGUUUUAGGCAGGUAACUGAUCUUUUGCAGCCCAGGAACUAUUUCUUGUCUAAUUAGUGUUAUUCAGGAAAAUGAAAAUAUUUGCUUCACUUUUGAAAGAAACAGUAUGUGGUGGUCUCCUUAUAAAUAUUUUUUUUUAAUGGAAAUCCUCAUUACAGCACCCUUAGGCUCUUUUAAAAACGUAAGUGGCAAACAGUGGUCAGAUGUGCCAAAUAAUACUAAAACCACUGGGAUGACAGUUUGAAGAUAGUGAAAUACCUGAAGAGGUUUUUUUUUUCAAAAGUUCUACCUGGUGCCAGCAAUCCAUCCAAAAUUGUAUCUAGUUUAUAUUUUUUUACGUUCUAUUGCAGUAUUCAGGAUUCAAAGUACAUUUUUGUCAGCUUGGUGUUAGCCCUCUGAAUCUUUACCAACCUCAUCUGGGAUGAGGAAUGACAAGAGCAGAAAAAUUGCUUGUUUGUGGCUGUGAAUUACUAAACCACUAGAUUGAAUAUCGCAAAGAUACAUUAUCUAAGAUGUUUUUAUAAAACUUUUAGCUUCAGUCAUACGUGAGUAAAACAUCAUGAAACCAAAGGCAACCUAGUUGCUCUGUUAGCUCUUGCUGGAUUUUGAGCUCAGGACCUUCUCUUUGUCUGUGCUCAUGUAAGUUGUCACUGCACCCAGUGCUACAUAUGUAUGUGUAGGUAUAAGUGUAUAUACACACACAUUUAUAUGUACGUACUAUAUACGUAUUUAUAUCUACACAUGUCUAGUUUUAUUACUAUAAACUAUAAGAACUGGUGGUUAACAUGAAAUGUUACCUUUUAACAAGCAGUUUAUAAAAUUGAAAAUAAUGUAUGUACAGGUUUUGGAAUUUGUAAAAUAUGACUGUUAAAAGGAGGCUAUUUAAUUGAUGACAUAAGAUACUUGAACAUUUUAUGCCUCACAACUGUUUAUCAGUUCUAGUUUUCUGUAUAAAUGCAUUUUAGAACCGAAAGACAGUAAACUUGAAUUUACCUUUUGAUAAGAGUACAAGCCACUGUACAUUCAAAAAUUAUUUAAAUUUGCAAACACACUGUUCUAUAUGUAAGGUACUGUAUGUAAAACUGUUUAUUAAAACUAUUCUGCAUACUCUA